AUGAAUAGCUCAAGAGUGUUGUCUAGUGCUCAACAAACUUCAACCAAUAACGAAAGAUUGUCUCAUUCAAACUCAAUUGAAAAUAUAAAUCGUGAGCUUCACUCAACUAGCAAUUCAAUUAUACAAUUAACUGAUGAUGAAGAAGAACAAAAUGACAUUCCAGUUAAUUCAGAUAAAACAAAAAUAUCAUUUCAUGUAAAUAAUGAACAAAAAUUACAAAUACCUAUUAAACAGAAAAGACAUUUGACAUCAGAAGACAAAAGACAAACAAUUUCACCGCACAAACAAUGUCUAACACUGAGUAUAGCUGUUAAAAAACAAUCGUCCACAAACUGUUCUCCAGUUAGAACAGGUGCAAAUCCAACAAUGCAAACACCAAUAUCGUUACUAGCUUCUUCAUGUAAUGAUACACCGAAUGAAUCUCAGAUCGACAGACAAAUGACAAAUGAGUAUUCGAAUUUAGCAUUCGUUGAUACUUCUAAUACACAACAUUGUUAUGAGAAUGAAAACUGUACUCAACCGUUGUCUUCGGAAUCAAAUGAUGUGAAUAAUAUUGCAAAACAAAAUACUCCACAGUCAUCUAAAAUGAAUGCAUAUCAUUCAAAUACAAAUACUAGCGAAACAGGCGAAACAUUUCAAAAUAUAAACUGUACAGUAUUAAAACGUUCUCGAAUGACAACAUCACCUGUAAAUAGAGAAAAAGAGUCAACUUCUACAAGCAAACGUUUGAGGCCAACAUCAGACGAUGCAGAUGUGACGACUAAGAACCUUCCAAGAGUAACGAUAACUCCAUCGUUACAUCAGUUACAAAGAAGAGGUUCUGAAACAAAUAGUACAUCAACUGCUGACCAUUUACCGCAUACUUCCACAAAUAAUAAUUCAAAUGGAAUAAAUAUGAAACAACAAAAGUCAACAUAUAGAAGAAAUUUUUCUAAUUUAUCAUCGUUCAAUACGAACACGAGAACGAUAUGUAGCAUUCGAGAGCCGCUUCCACUUGAAUCGUCAUACGAAACAGCAUCGACAAUAAACACAAACUCUGAAAAACGGCAAACACCAGUAAAUAGUUUGAGUAUAACUCAAACAACAUCUCCACAAUGUUCAAUUUAUUCUUAUAAUACAGUUACAAGUUCAAUGAAUACAUUAGUUAUCGUACCUGACAAUGAUAUGGAAGACGAUUCUAAACCAGAUAUGAUUGAGAUUGACAUCAAUAAAAGUAUAUCCAUACCUUUGACGAAAACUCAAAGCUUGCCAAGAGAAAAUACAACACUUUCAACUAGUGCAUCAUCUACGACAGCAGCAACCUCAGGUUCAUCGUCGAACAAUACAGAUCAAGAUAUAAUUACAUUAUUAAAAGGAGAUAUCGAACGUUCAAAUGACAGAGCAAUAAUAAUUGAGACGCAAACAAAAGAAGAUUCAUCAAAGUCAAUAGCCACGAUGCCUGCUUUAACACCUUCUAGUCCUGUUUCAAUCUCUCCAAGUGUUAUGAAACAAUUUCUGUAUUAUUUUCGUUCGGCAGCCAAGAACCAGUUAAAGAAACAAUCUCAACCUUCGUUAUCCUCGGAUGUUAGUUCUAGAUUGAGGCAAGCAUUAGUAGAAAUUAAUAAAAAUUAUAAUGUUCUGUCGUCUACCAAUACAACAGCAAAGACAGAAGUAGAAGAUCAACAAUCUCCCAAAUCAAGUGCUUCAACAUGUUCAUCAAAUGUCGUAAUAUCACAGCCGUCAAACCAACAAAAAGAAGUAAAGGUUGAAAUCCAUCCAAGACGUGAAAACAUCAUUAAUUCGGCUUCAGUACCGAAAGUUGUGCCAUUUGAAUCUUCAAUAAAAACGACAAGUCUUCCAUCACAAACAAACAUUCCUAUUUCUACAUUGCCUAAACAAUCUGCCUCGCAUAUUUAUCUCUCUUCAUAUCAAGAGCAAAUUCCACGAACAUCAUCUACAGUAAUUCAAUUACCAAAUAUAUCUAUUUCUCAAGAAAACUCUUCAGAAGGAACAAACCAACAUCAGAAAUCAAAUAGUGAUCAACAAAAUGCAUUGACAUCUUUUCUUGUACAAUCGAUCAUUCCUAUUUAUCUAAAACAUCAACAAAUAUCACCAAUUAUUGAUUUCAAUCCAAUUUAUCUUGCUGAAGAUUUAUUCAUUGAAAGUAAACGUUUGUAUCAAACACGUCGAAAAAUAAAACAAGAAGAUGCUAUAUCGUCAUUACCUAUGAAUUCAAUAAUAUCUAAACAUUCAAGUCAAAAUCAACAAUCUAGAUCAACAUUAUCGUCAAAAGUGACAACACCGAGAUUAACAUUACAACGAAACAAUAGUAAUAGACGUUUACUGCAAUUUGGUCGAUAUGAAAUUGAAACAUUUUAUAGAUCAGCUUAUCCAUUUCGGGAACAAUGUGAUACUAGAUCAAGUGGUACAAACUUAAAUCAACAAUCAUAUUCAUCAUUAGAGUUAAAUUUAAUAAAAAAAAUAUAUGUAUGCGAAUAUUGUUUAAAAUAUUUUCAUGAUGAAGAAUAUCCAUGGCAAAGACACUUAAUAAAAUGUCCAUGGACGAAUCCAUAUGGUCUCAAACUAUAUGAAACAGAUAAACUAGCAUUAUACGAAGUAAAUGGCAAUAGUGAACAUCGUAGUUUUUGUCAAAAUUUAUGUUUAUUAGCUCGAUUAUUUAUUGAUAGUAAAAAUGUUGAUAAAUAUGUUGAUCGAUUUUUGUUCUAUAUACUAUAUCAAAAAGAAAUAUUACCAUUCAGAAAUCAUUCAUCAUCAAUUGUAUCAAGUUCAAAUCAGAAACAACAACCAUGUAAUUAUCAAAUAAUUGGCUAUUUUUCCAAAUUAAAAUUUUCAAAUAAACGUGAUCAUCUAAAUUUAUCAUGUUUGUUAGUAUUGCCACAAUAUACUAAGCAAGGAUUUAGUAAAAUAUUAAUUGAAUUUAGUUAUUUACUAUGUCAGUUAGAAAAUAAAACAAGUACACCUGAAAGACCAUUAUCUGAUUUAGGUUUAUUAUGUUAUCGUUCUUAUUGGCGUGAAAAAAUAUUACAAUUUAUUAUUGAAAUUGAUUAUAUUGAAACAGAAAUAUCAUUGACUGAAACAGUCAAAGAUGAUUUAAAUUCAAUUUCAAUGAAAGAUAUUCGAUAUUGGACGGGAUUUUUAACAAAAGAUAUUUUAAGUACAUUACAAUAUUUUGGAUUAAUACGUAUACAUGAUAGAACAUUUUAUAUUAUUAAAAAACAUUCAUUAUAUGUUGAACAAAAACGAAAACAACAACAACAUCUCAUACGUCUUGGUGUAAUCAUGAAACAUGUUACUGCUUUACAAAAUCGCUAUGAAAGAAAGAAAAAUUUAUUGAAUACGUGGGAAUUAAAACAAUUACAACAAACAUUGACAACAACAAUUUAUAAUUUAUUUCAAAAUUAUGAUUGGAGUUUUUUCAUUGACUACACAUGUUUACAUAAUAUUGAUGAGAAAAAUUUACGAAUCUACAAAGAAAAAUUAUUAAAAAAAUAUGUUUUACACUGGAAUCAUUUUGAAGAAGACGAAAAUGAAAUACGAAUGAAAAAUAUGAAAAAUAGUAGUGGUGAAAGUGAUAAUCAAAAGGAAGAACAAGAUGAAAUUAUUAUUCUUUUAGAUUAA
Messenger RNA from Didymodactylos carnosus, 3618 nucleotides. The record is from the annotation of a GenBank genome assembly. NCBI's taxonomy places the organism in Eukaryota, Metazoa, Rotifera, Eurotatoria, Philodinida, Philodinidae.